Molecule: messenger RNA, 2222 nt
Organism: Manduca sexta (tobacco hornworm)
Lineage: Eukaryota; Metazoa; Arthropoda; Insecta; Lepidoptera; Sphingidae
Exons: 8
Coding region: 237-971 (244 amino acids)
Source: RefSeq, a predicted model, not a curated record
UAAGCCGUGGUGGCGCUGACGUGCCGCUUCCACUCAAUUCUGUUUUGUGCCUGCCGCAGAGCAUUCGUGAGUGUAAAAGCAUACCUACGGUUUUUAUUCCUGUGGAGGUAGACAGAGGCGCAACUAGUACAGUCACAUUUCGGCGUAUAUGUGCUGUUCCAUAAUGUGAUAAAAAAAUAUAUAGCGAGACGUUUAGAAGAUCAGGAAAUGUUAUAAAAGACAGAGCUGCAAAUCCCAUGGUCUACAAUGUUAUUAAAUAUUGCUGUCCUGGUUACUACAAUGUGAAUGCCCAAGAAGAAGCUUCCAGUACUAAUUGUUUGAAGUUAUGCAAGAUGAAUUGUAAAUCGGAAUCAUGCGUUAAUAAGCAAUGCGUCUGUCCUGAAGGAUUCAUAAAAGACACAACAGAAACUGUCUGCAUUCCGAAUUGUGGCCCAGGGCAUAAACGCGUUAACGGAAGCUGUCAGCCGGAAAGCAAAAUUUCAUCAGAAAAUAAUGGGGCGAAUAAUAAAGUUGAUGAUACUGAGCCAUAUACUAGCAACUCUGACAACUCUAACAAAACCCUUUUCUUCGUGUCUGCUGUUACUAACGUAAUAUUAUUACUUAUUGUUUUAGUAAUAGUAUUAACAAAGUGUAAAACCGUCGUCCGCGAUAACAAAAAUAAUGUGACGGAGCCCCGCGAUACGUACGUGGACAUGAACGGUGCAAGUCGGAAUCCUGUUCUUUUUACGAAGAAUGAAUCCGUCCCCAAGAAUGCCAUGCCGGGAUGCAGCGAGGAUAAUGUUCUAAGGGGCGGUGUUCACCGACAUAAUGUCACCGAACCCCCACAAUAUGAAUCUAUCCAAUAUGUACGAACUACAAAGAAGUUUGGUACAGACGUUGGUUCGACAGAGACGCUGUGUUACGACUAUGUAGAAACGCCGCUACCGAUUCAUCUUAGAAAAGCUAAGCAACAAGUGCCGCCCCGAGGUUGAAGGGUCACUACACAGGGAACGCGACUCGCGGCUGAGCACGAUCACUCGCACUCUCCCUGCCACCUCACUCCAACGCGUAAUGCGCUGUACAGUCAGAAAAGAUGUAAGACACGGCCGAGGCGCGAUCCUAUGUCUUUUCCGCGUCCCUUUCAUACAAAAUGUAUAGAAACGUCGCGCUGCAAAACAUACAGAAAAAUCAGGGCACGGGCAUGACGCGCGCUCUAUUGUAAAACGUACAGAAAGGACAGGGCACCGUCGCGAGCGCCGAUGGACCGGGGUGCGGGCGGAGUGGAGCGAGAGUGCCGGCACUCGCGCGUCGCUAUCACACAAAACUACCUGCGUCCUUGAGUAGUUGCGAGGUGUUUAGAGAAGGAAGAUCAUUGUAUAUUAAGUGAAAAAGCGGGGCGAUUAUGUAUUAAACGUUCAAUUUUGUAGUUUAAUUGAAACUCAUCCAGUUCUCUAUAAUUAUAAUAGACCAGAGUAUUGUAAUAACGCUCUGUACAUUAGCGAGAUAUACCGGUGCUAAUACAUCUUCAUCUACGGAAGAAGACAUGUUAUUGUGUCAAAAUUGGACAGCUGUAAACCGUCAUCUCUCGCGGCGCUCAGCGUCCGUGCCUCGUCUUUUCUAUAAUUUUUUUAAAAUUACGACGGCGCCCCGUCCUUGCCCUGUCUGCGCCCUACAUCUUUUCUGUGUGGCCUGCGCCUAAAACGUCAAUGUAUUCUACAAACACCCCGCACACGUCCGUGCUUGCACAACCAAAGGUGUCCUGCUAGUUCCUUGUUUGUGAGAAAUAGAUAAAUAUACUGUAUAAAGUUAGUCGAGUUACCUGUUUAAGGUAUUCAGUAUUAAAUUCUGGUUCCAAAUAUAUAUAAAAUAUAUGACUUUAGUUUUUAUAGGAAUUUUAGCACCUAGGUAUUUUUGCCUUCCUAAGCCAAGCUUUAAGUAUGAAGGAAAAAUGGAUACUUCAAGGUCAUAUUUAUACAUAAUGACUGGUAAGGUAGGUCAAACGAGUCAUCCGCACAAAGGUACCCACGCGAUGGCAACCAUUUACAAUUUCUUUGGGGUUUUGAGAUCAUUUAUUAGCGCAUUUUUAGUGACAUGCAACUGUGAAGUGUAUGUUUAAAAAGGUCCCUCGACUAACAUUACAUACUAUAUUAUACAAAAGUACAACUAGAAGUUAAAAUUAAGUUAUUAAUGUGUCCAACCAAUGUUUUCUGUUAUUAGUUUAAAAUAGACACGAAAACCAAAAA